Molecule: messenger RNA, 6790 nt
Organism: Tachysurus fulvidraco (yellow catfish)
Lineage: Eukaryota; Metazoa; Chordata; Actinopteri; Siluriformes; Bagridae
Gene: gramd1ba
Product: GRAM domain containing 1Ba
Exons: 19
Coding region: 1947-4178 (743 amino acids)
Biological process (GO): intracellular sterol transport
Cellular component (GO): endoplasmic reticulum-plasma membrane contact site; plasma membrane; endoplasmic reticulum membrane
Molecular function (GO): sterol binding; sterol transfer activity
Source: RefSeq, a predicted model, not a curated record
CAGACAUAAAACUUCAUCUUUACUCCAGUCAUGACAGGACAUAACGAAAUCAGGAUCAUCUGAAAUGCCUUGCUGUACGUAACCCAUCAUAACCUGUUAGUACCUCGUACCUGCUGCACUUGUAGCCUGUUAUCACCUUACAUACCAGGAUCUAACAAAGCGAUGAGUCCAGUUAGUACACUUCGAGGGUUCUUUAAGGGUAUAUUGCUAAUUAACAGUCAAUUGAUGAAUAAUUAAUGACCUGGCACUUUCGGAUAGGAGGCCACUUUGUCAUGGGGUGUUUGCGUCGUGUUUAAGGACUCUGUCGUAACAGGAGAGCGUGGUGUGGAUGAAUCUCUGCAUUACGAGCACAUACGAGUGCAGUAUGCAGUAAAUCAUUGUGUGGGGGCGAUGCCUGACUUCCCAGAGCGAGCACCGCUGCUGUUCUCCCAUCGCAUCCUGGAAGUAAAUUGAGUCACAAUCGUGUUUGCUGCAGUGGCGUAUCGACGGGUUAUUCUGCCCGAUUUCACAGGCGACGCCAACACGGCUUCUGUGACACCUGCGUCGAGAACCGGACCCUGCACUCCUUAUUUCCUGCUUGCAUGAAAGCCAGAACAAGAUCCUCUGUGUCUCACGCAUCAAGAAAUCUCAAAUCCUGGCUGCAUUCCAUUACAGCACAACGCCUACCUACUGUAGGCAUCACUACUCCCGUAUGGACCAUCAGAACCAACGCUGAACCUUCCACACCGUAGACUCCUGACCCCCGACUUUAAUCGGUACCCUGACCCUGUGUGAACCAACGAGCACCAUAUUUCCCCUUGAAAGUUUCGUUUCCCUUUUCCACACGAGGACUCCAAGUAAACUACCCCCGAGUCCUGAAAUGAAUAAUUUACCAGAGCUAUGGCGUUCAAUCAGAGAGCUCAGGACACAGGAGUUCAUUAAAGAUGCAGACUAAUUGCCUCGUACGAAACGAAUCGAGCCGUCUGUGAAGGACUAUGACAACGUGUCACGCAGUUUAUUAGAGCAGCUAUAAACAGACCUUCAGUCAACUUUCUUCUUUGGAAGGUAAUACGAUGGCAAAGGUCAUUUCCUGUCUUGGAAAACUCUGUGUCCAUGUAUGUUACCUUACUGAUCUCCAGGUUCCUUCCACUUACCAAAAAACCUCUGAGUAUUUAAAUUAGAUAGACUGGUUGCAGUAAUUUGACCCGACAUGGAAUAGACCUCGGAUCUACCCGAACAGGAUAACUAUGUUACCCAUCAGCCCCAGGACGUCACAAGUAACCUGGGUUGUCCCCCUUAACCACAGGUUUACUGCUUAAUUUCCAAAACUUUCUUGUUUUUGGAAAGAAAAAAGUUCCUGCUUCUGGAGAAACCCCUGGUCCUGCUCCUGGAGAAACCCCUGGUCCUGCUCCUGGAGAACCCCCUGGUCCUGCUCCUAGAGAAACCCCUGGUCCUGCUCCUGGAGAAACCCCUGGUCCUGCUCCUGGAGAACCCCCUGGUCCUGCUCCUAGAGAAACCCCUGGUCCUGCUCCUAGAGAAACCCCUGGUCCUGCUCCUGGAGAACCCCCUGGUCCUGCUCCUGUUCUUGUGAUGCCUAAAGAACAAAGGACUGAUCCAGGAGUAGGUAAAGGAUCCUUGUGCUUUAAGUGAAAGAUCAUUGGAACCUUAAAAGAAGGAAAGAAGGAUGGAGAGGAUGAAGAAGAUGAUGGUGUCUGGGAGGAGAGAGAAGGGGUGACUGCUAGUGCUGAUGUCAGGGGCUUUCAUUCAUAAAAAAAACUCUAUAAUGAGUGCAGGGAGAACGCUGAGGGAGAAAGAGAGGGAGAAAGAGAAAGAGAGCCAUGAAUCCAUGAAGCAGAAGUAAUGAGCAAGCUUGUGUGAGACAGCAAGCACGGCUCCUCCUCCUCCCCCUCGUCGUCCUCCUCCUCCUCCUCCUUCCUCCGUCACCCCGUCCUCCUCUCGCCGGAUGAAUGAAGCAGGGAGAAUUUCUGCUCAUGGCUUCCAGCACUGCGAGUAACUCGACCCGGAGCACCCCCACUUGUUCCCCCGUCCUCCGUAAGCGCUCUCGCUCUCCGGUUCCUCCGAGUGCAGAUGGAGAGAACAUGGUGGAGAAGAGCUGCGAUCACUCGUCUGAUAAAUCUCCCUCCACCCCCGAACAGAACGUCCAGCGGACUUACAGCCAAUCAGUGCAUAACACACGCACCGGGAACAAGAACUCCAAGAAAAGUCAAAGCUGGUACAACGUCUUAAGCCCUACGUAUAAGCAACGCAAUGAGGACUUCAGGAAACUCUUCAAGCAGCUACCCGACACCGAACGCCUCAUCGUGGACUACUCAUGUGCCCUGCAGAGAGACAUUCUUCUACAGGGUCGCCUCUACCUCUCUGAAAACUGGAUUUGCUUCUACAGCAACAUCUUCCGCUGGGAAACACUGCUGAUGGUGCGUCUGAAGGACAUCUGUUCCAUGACUAAGGAGAAGACGGCACGGCUCAUCCCCAAUGCCAUCCAGCUCUGUACUGACAACGAGAAGCACUUUUUUACCUCAUUCGGUGCACGGGACCGGACCUACAUGAUGAUGUUCCGUCUCUGGCAGAACGCUCUUCUGGACAAGCCGUUGUGUCCCAAAGAGCUGUGGCACUUUGUCCAUCAGUGCUACGGGAACGAGCUGGGCUUGACGAGUGACGAUGAGGAUUACGUGCCUCCAGAUGAUGACUUUAACACCAUGGGCUGUUGCCCCCCUCCCUGGUGCAGGUACUGUGAGGAGAUCCCACCCGAGGAGAUCGAGGUUCAGGACACGUGCACCAAAACCCCUGAGGUCAAAAUGGACACGAGUCCACAGCUGCCCAAGAAAUCCUUCACCAGCAAUAAUCUCCCUUCAACGUGCAGCAUCGAAACACCCGUCCAUUAUGACGUUCCACCAGAGGAAGAGUUUUCCGGAUGUCUUCCUGACGAGCUCCUAAGUCUGCCUUUACCAGAUAACAAGCCGAGUGGUCCGGCGUCUUCGCCGUCUCUCGACUUCAACGACAACGAGGAUCUUCCGACCGAGCUGAGCGACUCGUCAGAAACCCACGACGAUGGAGAAGUCCAAGCCUUCUACGAGGACCUAAACGGGAAACAGUACAUCAACAAGGUGUACAAGUUUAGCGUGGACAAGCUGUACGAUCUCCUCUUCACAGAGUCACAGUUCAUGCGGGACUUCCUGGAGCUACGCCGCUUCUCCGAUGUGGUGUAUCAUCCGUGGAAGAAGGAAGAGUUGGGAGACCAGAGCAGAGAGAUUAUGUACACCAUCGCCAUCACCAACCCCCUAGCCCCAAAAACCGCUACAGUCACCGAGACUCAGACUCUGUACAAAGCCAGCCAGGAGAGCGAGUGUUACAUUAUCGAUGCUGAAGUGAUCACUCACGACGUCCCUUAUCACGACUACUUCUACACGCUCAACCGCUACAUGCUCACCAGGGUGGCUAAGAACAAGUGCAGACUGAGGGUUUCCACCGAGCUGCGCUACAGAAAACAUCCGUGGGGUCUCGUCAAGGGCUUCAUCGAGAGAAACUUCUGGAGUGGCCUCGAUGAAUAUUUCAGAUAUUUAGAACUGGAGCUGAGUAAAGUAGAGGUCGUUCUGAACAAACCCCACAGACCUUCUCCCAAAGCCAAAGCCACACGUUCGUCCACAGUGAGACGACACCGGAAACGAGCGGCGGGUCACCUGAGGCCGCAGCACCUGGACGAGGAGCUGAGCGCCGUCACCACGGCCGAGGACGACGAGGUCAUCCAAUGCAUCAAACACGUGGCAGGAUCCACGCAGACGCGGCACUUCCCCGACCCGGCCGCAGGAGGUCUGGCACUUUAUGGCGUUUCUAAACUGCUGCUCAUCAUCAGCUUCGUCCUGGUGCUGCUGGUUCUCCUGAACAUGAUGCUCUUCUAUAAGCUGUGGACGCUGGAGCAGACCACACAGAGCUUAGCGUCGCUGCAGGGCCUCCGAGCUCACGAUAGCAGUAAACUUCCCCAAACGCAGAUGGAGUGGGCUCAGCUCCUGGAGUCGCAGCAGCGUUACCAUGACGACGAGCUGGAGAAGUGGCGGGAGAUAAUCAAGUCGUCUGUGGUUUUGUUAGACGAGAUGAGAAGAUCUUUACUGAACCUGCAGAAGGGAAUCGGGAUGAGAGACGACGGCUCGGCCGCCGAGGACAAGCGGAACCGAUACCACUGACGGGAGCGAAGACCUCGGGCCGAACAGACACGCCGUGCAAUAAGAAGAGCGCAGGACGGGGAACCUCGCAGGAGCCGCCUCGCUCCUCUCCUGUCCAGCGCCGCUCGCUGAGCACCGACUUGCAAAAAGCGUCUGACCCACAGAUCGUCCUGAUCUGCAGGGCCAAAAAUGACUCCUGAUUCAUUCAUUCAUUCAUUCAAGGACUCGUUUGAGUGUUAAACGCACACGCAGCAACAUCUCAGCUGCACCAUCACUUUCACCACCAUCACCAUCACCACCCAUCUGUUUUUAGAUUUUUUUAACCAUUCAGGGGUCCGGGACCAGGUUAACCUUUGACCUAUUAUCUAUUUAAGUGUUGAAGAACGCAGAAAUCAUAUCACGAUGACACACAGAUUUCUAAUUUAUAAGUAGAGCUAUAUUUGCCAGAGCUACAUUUCUACCGAAGCUUCCAUGGAAAAAUCGGGGCUGGACCCCGGAGAGCUUGUGCCAUGGUGCUAAUUAUGCAUAAAUGCCCACGUUAUGCAGCUCCUGGUUUAUUUCCGUCCGAGCGCAGAGUCGCGACUUUCUCUAAUCCGGACAUUUUAUUGCCCGGAAACGUGAAAGGCCCGGACGGUCUCGGCGUUAGCGGGGAAACAGGAAGCGUGACGGAUUUCCUCAGAAAUACUUUACUGUAUUUCAUUUUGCACAAAUCUGUUUGUCAUCUGUUCUUUUUGUUUCUUUUUUGUCAAGCAACAUUGAACUGUCCACGAUUCUGAGCCAAUUUUAUUUAUACUCUUCGUCCAUUCAGUGUUCUGUGCUGUUUCUUUUUUUUGUUUUUUUUGUUACAUGAUCUGAAGAAAAUCUGUCGGUUUAUCGUGAAAAUCUUGGCAUGUGCUGAUAUUUCGUAACUUUUAUCGUAAUUUAUGGGAAAAAAAAAACUUACGAUGUUUUAUUCACCAAAAAAAAACAAAAAAAAAAAAAACAAGGGCAGCUAUCGAGCUGUCUCAUAAUCCCCUCGUGUUCGGAGACAGCGCUUUGAUUUCUCUGAAGGUACCAAAACUUCGCCACGUUGCUAGGUUACCGCCGAACGGUUCACGCUAGCUAACGGAGAAAUCCGUUAUUUUCCGGUCGUAAAUAAUCCUUGAAUCUGAUCGGUCAGAAGGACGCAUUGAUUGAUUUAAUGCACGUCGCAGGUUUAUGUUAACGCUCUCUGAUACACGGACCGGAUCGUUCCUAUAGUAACGGCUGGCUCGCGGUUAUGUUUAGAGCUUAAAUCUAGCCGUUUUUACGUAACACAGAUGGAAGUGUCUCGAGUGUCGUCGUCAGCGGUAAAGCUGUAACGUUUUACCUUUUUCAGGACAGAAGAGUUUUAUUUUCUUGUUAACUUCGACACGGAGGAAAAACAGCGAGGCUGGUGCAACGUAAUAAACCCGUCAGCGUCACAUAUCUGGUGCAGACUAGCGACACGUUUUCUUUCCUGCAUUUCGUUUCUUUUUGUUUCCACGCCGCUCAGUCGAAGUAUAAGAGGAGCGCAAAGAGAAAGAAAAAAACACUAGGGAUUUCUCUUCAGUAUCAUAUUUCCGUCAGUCCGAGCUCCACGUCGCUGCUUUUAUUUAUGUAUUUAUUUAUCCGCCAUAUUCUUCGAUCCAGUUCGACGCAGGGAUUCGAACCUACAACCUUCUGACGUGUGAAGUUUUUUUUUUCCCCCGGACCUUCUUUUACAAGCUGUGAUACAAGUUUCCUUCGGACCGACCCGGAAAAGUUGUGUAACGCGCGGCUCGCCCGAUCGACUCGGGUGUUUAACUGAAUGAAUAAUAACCCGCGUUCUGUCAGGAGUCAGUUUUCACUUUUUCUUUUCAUUUUUUUUUUUUUACAUCAUGAACGUUACUGUGAUAUCUGAGAGUCUGCUGCAUGAUGUUUAUCAUGGAAAAAAAAAACGAGGAAUUUUUUUUUUUUUUUUUUUUUUUUUUUAAUGGAGCAAUUUUCCUGAAAAACGAUUCGGACGCUAGAGCGUUAGCAUUCCAGAUGAUCCUAUGAAGCGCUGCUCUUUGACCAAGUGCUUUAUCUCUGGAGUAUCUCAUCAUGGAUCUAAACGGUGUGUCACUCGUCAGGGGGCGUGGAUAAGAUGAGAUGACUCCGCCUACAUUUCCCUUAAUCUUUUUCAAGAAGUCUUUGAAUAGUUAUAAGUUACGGAUCAGUUCAUGAUAGUAAAAAAAAAAAAGGGAGUUGCUUUACGAAUGCCAAAUAAUCCCUCCUUAAUCUCUCCCUCUUUUUUUUGUUUGUUUGUUUUAUUUUUUGUUGUUGUUGUCAUUCGUUUUUUACAAAAGUAGCUACGAGAAGUAGCUACAAACUUACAGUAAGUAUUACAAUCCUCAUUGUAUCGCAAGCGGUGUGUUUCAGAUCUUUCAUGUUUUUAUUAUUGCGAUUAUUUUAAGGGACAUAUUACGGAGCUGAAAUAUUUAUACUGAUAUUAUAAUGGAUGUACAUGUUGUAUAUGUAUAGUCGCUGUGUCUAUAUGGGGGGAAAAACAAGGCUCCAGCGUGUCGCUGGUUCGAGAGCUGGCAGUCGGAGAGUCAAAGGUUUAUGUCAUCGACGAAGACGGGCGGAAAGAAUAAAGCUAUUUAAGAGAUCUC